UCUUCCGUUACAAAGACAACUUACUCUUUGGUGCCCGACCAGACACGGCUUAGGAUAUGGCGAUCUUCAUUUAGUGGUCAAAAAUCCAGAUAACCCCGAAAACGACUUUCUUGUCGCUUCACUCAUGACAUGACGCCAUCCUUUUGUUGCUAUGGUGGAUGAUGAAAAGUGUUAGAGGUCAAGCAAACAGAGAAAGGAAAGUUACUUUGUAGUAGAACUAGAAGCAUGCCAUCUUCCUGCUCUCAUAUCUUUCAGAAGGCUCAGUCCAGGUUUACUUCGAUGAGCCCUGUGAACGCCAAUGUUGCUUAGUUACGGUUAAUUGAGAUCCGAUGGCGAAAGUUUUGCUGAUUUGGAAUAUAAGUUUCAGAGCGCACUUAUCUUCCUUUGAUUUGUAUAGAGUUAUCGAAACGCGACGAUAACUUUACUAAAGUAUUUCGAUUGUGCAUUCAUUCUACAUUGGAACUGAAUCUGUUGUAGUGUCUAAGAAUGGGUUUCCAGCUCUUCCUCUUGUUCUCGGUUGUCUCGCUUUCUGGGAUUUGCGCUCAAGAGUCUGCACUUGCAACAAUUGUAGUCCGGGGAUCUAAAUCAAUAGCUGAGACUGACCACAAUUUCAUUUGUGCUACUCUUGAUUGGUGGCCUCAUGAUAAGUGCAACUACAAUCAAUGCCCAUGGGGAGAAUCAUCUGUUCUAAAUCUUGACUUGUCGCAUCCUUUUCUUGCCAAGGCCAUUCAAGCUUUCAAUCCUCUGAGAAUAAGAAUUGGAGGCUCCUUGCAAGACCGAGUUGUGUACAAUGUAGGGACUUUGAAGCAUCCAUGUCAUCCAUUUCAAAAGAAACCAGAUGGGCUGUUUGGAUUUUCCACAGGCUGUUUAGAAAUGAAUAGGUGGGACGAGAUCAACCACUUAUUCAGUAAAACAGGAGCAAUUGUGACAUUUGGUCUGAAUGCACUUUAUGGGCGACACGAAAUCAGAAGAGGUGUUUGGGGAGGUGCUUGGGACACCAGUAAUGCUCAAAGUUUCAUGGAAUAUACCAUUUCAAAGGGAUAUCAAAUUGAUUCAUGGGAAUUUGGAAAUGAGCUGAGUGGAAAUGGGGUUGGCGCAAGUGUUAGUUCUGAGCAGUAUGCAAAAGACUUGAUCAAACUUAAGGCUAUUAUCAAUGAGUUAUAUAAGAAAUUUCAUACAAAACCAAUGCUUUUAGCACCAGGAGGAUUUUAUAGUCAGGAUUGGUAUGCCAAGCUUCUUCAGGUCUCUGGGUCAGAUGUUGUGAAUGUCCUGACACAUCAUAUCUAUAAUUUAGGUCCAGGUGUUGAUCAAAAUCUUGUGAAAAAGAUAUUGGAUCCUCAUUAUUUGAGUCAGAUAUCAGGAACAUUCAGCGAUCUUCAACUUACCAUACAAAAACAUGGUCCGUGGGCUUCUGCAUGGGUUGGAGAAUCUGGUGGGGCUUAUAACAGUGGUGGUCGUCUAGUGUCUAAUGCAUUUGUAAACAGCUUUUGGUACCUAGAUCAGCUUGGAAUGGCAUCCAAGUACAGUACAAAGGCAUACUGCAGACAGACUUUGAUUGGCGGAAACUAUGGUCUUCUUAACACAACCACAUUUGUCCCUAACCCUGAUUAUUACAGUGCACUUCUGUGGCAUCGGCUAAUGGGAAAAGGCGUCCUUGCUGUUCAUAGUGAUGCAUCACCAUUUUUACGUGCCUAUGCCCAUUGUUCAAAAGGAAGAGCAGGGAUAACCCUUCUCCUGAUCAAUUUAAGCAACCAAACUGACUUUAAAAUCAUGGUCCAAAAUGAUGUCAAUAUCAAUGUUCAUGAAGGAGAAAAGAUCACUCAAGGAGGCUCUUUCAUGCAUGGUCUUAAGAAAACAGUUUCCUGGGUUGGAAGGAAAACAUCAGAUGGCAAAGCUCUGAGAGAGGAAUAUCAUUUAACCUCAAUGGAUGGGCAUCUCCGGAGCCAGAAAAUGCUUUUGAAUGGGACUCCUUUAGAGCUUACUGAGAAUGGAGACAUCCCUCCACUAGAUCCUGUUCUUGUUGAUGUAAAAUCUCCCAUAUAUAUUUCUCCCUUGUCCAUUGCCUUUGUUGCAUUCCCCCACUUUGAGGCCCCAGCUUGUGUAUGACUAUCUUGUACAUGAACCCUUUCAGUUUCUAUAACUAGAGUAUUGUAUUAUAUGGUUCUAGUUGCAGAUCAUGGCAAUUGUGUUAAUUCUGAAUUUACUGUACUUGGUUUCCAAAUUUUCUUUCUUAUGUUGGUAAUAUAUGUGUUGGGUUUAACUGGA
Messenger RNA from Nelumbo nucifera (sacred lotus), 2265 nucleotides. RefSeq names its product heparanase-like protein 1. The record is from RefSeq and is a predicted model, not a curated record. Gene Ontology annotation, molecular function: beta-glucuronidase activity. Gene Ontology annotation, cellular component: plant-type cell wall; membrane. Lineage: Eukaryota; Viridiplantae; Streptophyta; Magnoliopsida; Proteales; Nelumbonaceae.